This is a messenger RNA of Haliotis rufescens (red abalone), 3371 nucleotides long. Its product is annotated as protein fem-1 homolog C-like. Gene Ontology annotation, cellular component: cytoplasm; nucleus. The coding region runs from base 147 to 2036 and encodes 629 amino acids. NCBI's taxonomy places the organism in Eukaryota, Metazoa, Mollusca, Gastropoda, Lepetellida, Haliotidae. The transcript is spliced from 2 exons. The record is from RefSeq and is a predicted model, not a curated record. Gene Ontology annotation, molecular function: protein binding.
UAUUACAUCCUCCAUGUUGAAAUGUCUGACAAGUGUCAGCAAAUACACCUUUCACUGAUGUCCGUUAUAUCAACCAGGAUGACUUUAAUUAUCAAAUGAAACUAUGCUGAGUUUGUGGCAGCCCGGACGGAGGGACAACAGUACAGAUGGAGUACCGUAGUGUCGUCUACAACGCAGCUCGAGACGGCAAACUCGGCCGUCUUCGGAUAUAUCUCGAUCGAAAAACUAAAGACGAGGUGUCAAAAUUAAUCCAUGCAAAAACGAAUGGAGCCACUCCUCUGAUAAUGGCUUGUCGGAAUGGUCAUCUGGAUGUUGUAAAGUACCUAGUAGAAACAUGCAGCGCAGACAUAGAACAAGUUGGGUCUGUCACUUUCGAUGGAGAGACGAUUGAGGGUGCCCCUCCCCUUUGGUGUGCUGCAGCUGCGGGUCACUUGGGGGUUGUGAUGUUUCUCGUUGAGAAAGGGGCGGGGGUCAAUAAGACAACAUACACAAACUCUACACCUCUCAGAGCUGCAUGUUUUGAUGGGCAUUUUGAGAUUGUGAAAUAUCUGGUUGAGCAUGAUGCUGACAUUGAAAUUGCCAAUCGCCAUGGCCACACAUGUUUGAUGAUAUCCUGCUAUAAGGGACACAAGGAAAUAGCUGAAUACCUCUUGCAACUUAAUGCAGAUGUCAAUAGAAAGAGUGUUAAAGGUAAUACCGCUCUUCAUGACUGUGCAGAGUCAGGUAGCUUGGAAAUCAUGAAGUUGCUUUUAAAACACUUGGCUCGGAUGGAGAAGGAUGCUUAUGGGAUGACGCCUCUCCUAGCUGCUGCAGUUGCAGGAUUCACCAAGAUUGUUGAGUUUCUUAUAGACAGACGAGAGUGUUCUCGGGAACAGAAGAUUGAUGCCCUGGAACUGCUUGGUGCUACCUAUGUGGACAAGAAGAGGGAUAUGAUGGGUGCUAUUCACAUGUGGCGACAAGCGAUGGAGGAGAGAUACAAGGACAGGAAUCGUCCCAUCUUGAAGCCAGAGACAGCAUCACCUAUAGCAGCAUAUGAAAAUGCUGUAGAAGUGACUUCCUGUGAUCAGCUGGAUGAUCUGAUAGCUGAUCCCGAUGAUAUGAGAAUGCAAGCAUUAUUAGUACGUGAACGUAUCUUAGGCCCAGCUCAUCCAGACACUUCCUAUUAUAUCCGAUAUAGGGGUGCACUGUACGCGGAUAUGGGUAACUUUGACCGCUGUAUCAUGCUAUGGAUGUAUGCCUUAGACAUGCAACAGCAGGUCCUAGAAGCCCUUAGUCCAAUGACCCAAAGCAGUUUUUUGUCUUUCGCAGAAUUGUUUUCUUUUAUGACCACAGAGUGGAGAUACCGACCUCCGCAUCCUGUGGACUUCAAAGACAUCAUGAAAGUUCUUGUUCGAGCUAUCCACGAACUGAAAAAGGGAAAAGAGGUGUUGAUGAAAACUAGUGCCGCUGACCGAGACAUUACCCACUUUCAUCGUCUACUUGUGAUAAUCAUGCACCUGCUGUGCUUAGUGUGUCGCUUACAAUCUCAGCUUGGGGGUGAACAGGAGCAUAGCUUCAAACAGACAGUAUAUGAUUUUGUGCAGUUUGAUCCUCGGGGAUCAAAGGGUUAUACGCCGCUCCAUUUGGCAUGUGCUAAAGAAACGACUAAUGUUGGGCGUUAUCCUGUGUGCAACUUUCCAACCAAUGAUGUUGUUCAACUGCUGGUAGAAGUAGGAGCUGAUGUUAAUGCUGUUGAUGUUGAUGGCAACACGCCGCUUCACACUGCUGCCAGUAAUGUACAUACAACUCCAUCAAACCGCCCAUGUCGGGUAGAAAUUGUUCGGACUCUUCUCAAAUCUGGGGCUCACUUAGACGCUUGUAACAAUGAUAGAAAGACUCCCAUGCAGCUGAUUCGUGGAAUGACAAUCAACGAUAUUGUGUCGCCACUGAGCUUUAUAAGCUUACAGUGCCUAGCUGCAAGGAAAAUCAUGAAGCACAGUCUGGACUACAAGGAUAUUGUUCCAAAGAAGUUAGAAAGUUUUAUAGCAAUGCACUGACAGAGAAUGUGUUUUAUCUCAAUCAGAAACAGCAGUGCUUGCGUUGUGGUUAUUUUUAUGCUUGUGGCUGUAGUGGCUCCUAUUUUGUUAUAUACUAGAUAUUUUCGCAAAUGGGUUUUGAGAAUUUAUUUUUUGGGGAUGAGAACGACAGUGACUGUAAUUUACUUUUUCCAUAGACUUGAUUUACGUUGUGCCAAGAGCGUGACUAACCUUCCGUGCUCAUUCAAUAUUAUGACUCUAACCACGUCCAGUAAGGUACCUGUACACCUGUAUUAUGUCCAUACUGAAAACACAUUUGUGAGUGAUGUUCUACCAUAUCCAGUUGUGUAUUUAGAUGUUGCAUAUAUCAAUAGUCCUGUGUGCUAGUUGUAUUCCAAAGACAAUUCCUAGGACCAUUUUUUUUUAUUUCAUACAUGAAUAUGAUCAUUGGUAUUGACAUGAUUAUGUAUAUCUGGGAUCUUCAGGAUUGAUUGCUAGACUAACAUUUAUUUCUCUUUCCCCAUCAUGCACUGCUGCAGUAUCCUCUACAUCUAAAGGAAUGGGGUAGCCUGGUGGUUCAAGGCUUUGCUUGUCAAACCAGAUCAUGGGUUUGAUUACCGACAUUGUGACAGAUCCAAUAUUUACCAAGUGUGCAGCCCAUGACGAUCCCCUUCCAUGAUUGGCUGGAUUAGUAAUAAAAGCAGCAUUAAAGUAUUAAAACCUGACCCACUCACUCACUCAUUCAUUAGUUCUACGAAUUGUUUGAUAGACAUUACUGAGAAGGAUGACAAAGAAGACUCAAUGUAUGGAUAACAACUUCUUUUUUUACUGCAAAGGCAACAUUUCAGUAUAGAUCCUUAUACUGCUUGACAAUGGCAUAAGGAUCUAUACUAAAACGUCACCUUUAUAUAAAGAAGUUGUUAUCCAUAAAUUGUGUCUACUUUGUCAUUAGUUCUAUGGUUAACAUGGAAGUGUUAGGCCUACUCACACUCCCAGUUGUCUGGUAAUAUAUUGAUUUUCCCUCGACAUAUGUAUUGUGGUUAAUCAUCAAUGUCAUGAACUGGCUCGAAAUGCUCAAGUAAUUGGAGGUAUUGUCUUCAUGUUAAUUAGACACUGUUAUUCAGAAUGAAGGUUUCCCUUUUCCUGUCCUCACUUUCUUCACCAAACAUGGUCCAUGAACAUCCAAAUAUUUUUCACUAUUUUUCUACUUUUACAAAAUCAUGCAUGAUGGCAUCUUCCCAAGGCAAGUGAGUUAACUGACUAUAAAAGUCCAGUUUCCACCCUUGCCGACCUAGGCUGGUAUUAUGGAGUUACAUUUUGGCUGGACUAACGAGUCUUUGCAUAGUCCAAUCACAA